AUGGCACCCCGAAGCCCGGAGGACAAAUCCCCCCGUGAGACCCUGGUGGGAGAGGCCGUUUUGAAGGGCUCCCCGGCGCAGGAAGGCAGCGGGGAGGAAAAGGGCCGGAGAUCCCCCCGCAGGAGGGGCUCCAAAGCCAUCCCAGGGUGCUCUGAGGAGGAAAGAGCCAGCCUGUGCCGGGAAGGUGGCCGGAGCUUGAGGGGAAGCUCUGAGCUAGUGGUCCCUGAGCAGCCUCCCAGCAGGGAGAAGCCCUUCAGGUGCUUGGAAUGUGGGAAGAGCUUCAGGAAGAGCUCCAGCCUCCUCAGCCACCAGCACAUCCACACUGGGGAAUGGCCCUACACAUGUGGGGAAUGUGGGAAGAGCUUCAGGAGCAACUCCAACCUGAUCCAACACCAGCACAUCCACACUGGGGAACGGCCUUACAAAUGUGGGGAAUGUGAGAAGAGCUUCAGGGACAGCUUCAGCCUCAUCCAACACCUGCACAUCCACACUGGGGAACGGCCCUAUUUGUGUGCGGAAUGUGGGAAGAGCUUCAGGGACAGCUCCAAUCUCCACAACCACCAGCGCAUCCACACUGGGGAACGGCCCUACAUGUGUGGGCAAUGUGGGAAGAGCUUCAGCAAGAGCUCCAGCCUCCACAUCCACCUGCUCAUCCACACUGGGGAACGGCCCUAUAUGUGCUUUGAAUGUGGAAAGAGGUUUCCAACCAACGCGAAUCUCCUGCAGCACGAGCGGACGCACACGGAUGAGAGGCCCUUCCACUGCACCGACUGUGGGAAGGGCUUCAACCGAAAGUCCACCCUCGUCACCCACCGGCACAUCCACACCGGGGAGAGGCCCUACAAGUGUGGGGAGUGUGGGAAGAGCUUCACCCAGAGCUCUAACUUGACCAGACACCAGCGGACCCACCAGUAAGGGAAGCCCUACCAGUGCCCCGACUGCAGGAAGAGCUUUGGCAGCUGCUUCCACCCCAAAUGA
Molecule: messenger RNA, 978 nt
Organism: Pseudopipra pipra
Lineage: Eukaryota; Metazoa; Chordata; Aves; Passeriformes; Pipridae
Product: gastrula zinc finger protein XlCGF7.1-like
Exons: 2
Coding region: 1-915 (304 amino acids)
Biological process (GO): regulation of DNA-templated transcription
Molecular function (GO): RNA polymerase II cis-regulatory region sequence-specific DNA binding; DNA-binding transcription factor activity, RNA polymerase II-specific
Source: RefSeq, a predicted model, not a curated record